AUGAAUAAAAAUAAUUCUAAAAUUCGUGUAUGUGUUAUUGGAGCUGGAGUUUCUGGGCUACCAUCAAUAAAAUCUUGUUUAGAAGAGGGUUUUUCAGUUGUAUGUUAUGAAAAAACAGAUGAACUUGGUGGUUUAUGGAAUUAUCGUGAAAAAAAUAUAUAUGACAAUGGUAUGGUUAUGAAAAGUACAAUUGUCAAUACAUCUAAAGAAAUAAUGUCGUAUUCUGAUUUUCCACCACCUGAAAACUAUCCUAAUUUUAUGCAUAAUACACUUGUCCAGAAAUACUUAAAAGAUUAUGCUAAAAAAUUUGAUUUAUUAAAAUAUAUCAAAUUUAAUACACCAGUUAAGAAAGUUGAAUUAAAUUCAAAUGGUUAUAAUGACUAUGAUACAUGGAAAAUUACUUUAUUUAAUGAUAAAAUUGAAAUAUUCGACAAAAUUAUUUUAUGUACAGGACAUCAUUCAAAACCACAAUAUCCAGAAAAUAUUAAAGGUAUGAACCAUUUUAAUGGAAAAAUAAUGCAUGCAAAAGAAUAUCGUGAUUAUAAAGGAUUUGAGGAUAAAGAUAUAUUUAUUAUUGGAAUUGGAAAUUCAGCACUUGAUAUUGCUGUUGAGUUAGCUAAAAUUGCUAAAAGUGUUACUAUUUCAACAAGAAGGGGAUCUUGGAUUUUUAAUAGAUGUAGUCAAGGUGGAAUGCCAUAUGAUAUAUUAUUAAUGAGUAGAUUAUACCAAAAAACUAUGAAUACAAUACCAUGGAGUGUUGCUAAUGAUUUUAUGGAACAUAGAUUACAACAAAGAAUGGAUCAUGAUCUUUAUGGUUUAAGACCAAAUCAUCGUUUCUUUCAACAACAUCCUACAGUAAAUGAUGCUUUAGCUAAUCUUUUAUUAUCUGGAAUGAUAACAAUAACUGAAGAUAUUGAUUUUAUUGAAAAAGAUGGAAUUGUUGUAAAAAAUGGAAAAAAAUUUAAUUGUGAUAUAUUAAUAUUUGCAACUGGUUAUACAUUUUCAUUUCCAUAUCUUGAACCACAAAGUAUUAUACCAAUAAAUAAUCAUGUUGUUGACUUAUAUAAAUAUAUUUUUCCGUUAAAUUAUCCACAAUUGGCAGUAAUUGGAUUAAUUCAACCAAUUGGAUCAAUUGGUCCUAUCUCUGAAUUACAAAGUAGAGUUGCUUGUCAGGUAUUUGCUAAUAACAUAAAACUUCCAUCAAAAGAAAAACAAAUUAUGGAUAUAGAGGAAAAAAGAAAAAUUAUAAAAAGAAGAUAUUUUGAAAGUAAUAAACAUACAAUUCAAGUUGACUAUAUUCCAUAUAUGGAUGAACUGGCAGAGAUGAUUGGAUGCAAACCACCCUUAAAAUAUUACUUUUGGAAUGAUUUUAAAUUUUUUUUAAGACUUUAUAUUGGAGCAAAUGUACCAUAUGUCUAUCGGUUAACUGGACCACACAGUUGGGAUGGGGCAAAAAAUGCUAUUGAAAAUGUUCCUACAAGAGUUAAGAAACCAAUAAAAAAUCGAGAAUGUAGAAUACGUAAACAUAAACGUCGUGGUGUUAUAAAUGAAUACUUUCGAUAUAUUUCAAUGAAAUGGAUUGCUGGUUAUUCAGCAUUAAUUUUAUCUACUGGUGUAUGGGUUUUUUGUUUUGGACCUACAGGAAUUAAUUUAAUGUCAUACUUUUUUUCAGUUUUUAUAUUUUUAUUUAUAUUCAGCUUCAUGUUGCUAUGGUUUGACAUUCAAUAUGAUAUGACAACAAUUUUUUAA
Molecule: messenger RNA, 1749 nt
Organism: Strongyloides ratti
Lineage: Eukaryota; Metazoa; Nematoda; Chromadorea; Rhabditida; Strongyloididae
Product: Flavin monooxygenase FMO family and Flavin monooxygenase (FMO) 5 family and Dimethylaniline monooxygenase, N-oxide-forming family and Flavin monooxygenase-like family-containing protein
Exons: 2
Coding region: 1-1749 (582 amino acids)
Molecular function (GO): NADP binding; N,N-dimethylaniline monooxygenase activity; flavin adenine dinucleotide binding
Source: RefSeq, a predicted model, not a curated record